Messenger RNA from Actinia tenebrosa (Australian red waratah sea anemone), 3750 nucleotides. RefSeq lists its product as uncharacterized. The record is from RefSeq and is a predicted model, not a curated record. NCBI's taxonomy places the organism in Eukaryota, Metazoa, Cnidaria, Anthozoa, Actiniaria, Actiniidae.
CUUGGAGAAAAUCAGGAUUUGGUCGUUUUGAGUUCACACGAGAAUAUCGAGGAAAUCUUCUCUGUUUAAUUCAGAAACGUUUGAAAGGACUAAAUGGAAGAGCAAAAUACAAGUGAAGAUCAAUCCCUGGAUUCCAUUGAAGCGUUGAGUGGCAUAUUGAGCGUGGUUAAUGCUUUAUGCAGAGGAAAAACAGAAAAUAAUGACAACGAGAAUAAUGAUGAUGGUUCUAGUUGUAAUGAUGGUGGUGAUGAUAAUGAUGACGAUGAUGACGAUGCUUUAGGAGAAAUUGGUGAGGGAAAAAACUGUUUCCUUGAAUCUGAAGGGCAACGUGUCACGCACUUCACUUCUGAUGAAAUCAAAGACAAUAACAUGUCGUCACGGUGCGACUCUUUAGUGGACUCUGACAAACAAACACAGCCACUAAAACGACCAGCUGAAACUCAAAAUCCAUCACAAAUUCAUGCAAAGAGAAACUAUACAAUCGAUGUUCCUACUUACUUACUAGAUGAAACGAGAAUUAUUACCUUCCCCGAUGUAUACGCAGCAGUCAGAAAAGCUUGCGGAAAUUGUUCGUCCUUGAGGGGUAAGAUCAACAAGCUAGGUAUAGUCGCCAAGCGGUUUCACCCAUGGGAGAUGACACGCCUCAAGCACGUCGGAGCCAUUGGCCUUGAUGUGAAGUGUUGCUCGUACAUUAAUUCCGAGGAAUUCAUUCAAAUUAUCCAGAACUAUAAAGAUGUGGAGUCUCUGUCCCCAGAAAUGUUCAAUUUUCUAUCCGCAGUCAACCUUACUUGCGUAGCUACCAACAAGUCCUUAGACGAGAAAGUUGUCAAGGUUGAGUCAGUUUUGGACAGCAAAUCGUCGAGAUUGACGUCUAGUCCCCUGCACACUUUCAUUGUGGAUGAUGAAGUCGUUGUCUGUACGGUAGAGCUGCAGCAAGUAUUUGAGGCUUUGUUUGGAAAAGUUUUUUGUGUGUCGCUAACCAAACUUGGUGUCUUUCAGAAAAAAUUCAACCCAUGCCAGCUAGAUGAGGUGAUGGAUUUUGUCGAUAUUGACGAGUCUAGCGUUUCGUCAGCGUCUUUCUAUGUGUCAAAGAAAGAUGGGGAAAGAGUAUUUCGAUACGCUGAAGCACUUUUCAAUGUGGAGCAAGUUACAGUGAGAUGGAUGGAGCCUCUGAAGCUCACAGAUAGUGCGUCGCUGACAGAUAAUGAGUCUUCCGACUCGAACUUUCAACGGUUCAACACAGGGAGCGUAGCUCCAUUAGAAAGGGCUGCAUCAUCGAUACCUGUGUUUGCUAGAAAUACAAGUAAUGUUCACUGUGUCCCUGAGAUCAGUGAUCGUACAAAAACAGAGACUGAGACAGACGAAGGAACUGUUUAUUGUCUUCCAAACAUAUUGUAUUCUAGUUCUGAUGAUUCGCCAGAUGCCAGUCCUCAAAGUAAUUCGCUUCCACGGGAAGUAAUGAGCGACUUGUGUGAAGUUGGCGAGCCAUCCAAGAAGAUUUCCCCCAAAAACAAUACUGAGGAUAUAACAGCGUUGGCAAAGUUCCAAGCUGAAGACAGCCCUUCGAGCUCAUUUAGCGAUGAAAAUGUUCGAACUGAUACUACUCGAGAUGUGAACGAAAAAACAAAGUUUCUAAACAUGGCAGGUCAAAACCAAGUGCUAGAGCCUUGCGUGAACCCAUCGAGCACAAAGAUUCUGAAUCAAUCAGCUUCAUCGUCUGGUUUGUACCACUCGAAUGAGGAAUACCCAUCCUCACCUGACAGUGAAACAUCAAGCAUCUCCGAACUUGACUCCUGUUCUUCUAUUCGUACGUACCAGAUCGAUGGCAAUGAAGUGGUCUGUAUACCAGACAUUCACAAGAUUGUUAUUCACUUGUAUGGACAGAGCGUUCAGGUUGGAUACUACCUACAAAGACUACAAAUCCCAACCCAACGAUUUUCCACGGACCAUGUCAAGAGGCUUAAGGCCUUGAAUGCUUUAAACUCAAAGGCGACACUUUGUACAUACAUUUUAAAAUCAGACGCCCAACGCUUGCUCAAGAUGUACGAUGUCUUCUGCACAGAGAGCAAGAUACAGCAGAUUCAAUGGAGCAACCCUGUUUCCCUGGAAGCCUUCGAGGGCGCUAUUCCAUACAGAGAAGAAGCACCAAUCUUACCCACAGAGAGCCUGAAGUCCAAAUCAGCAGAUCCUAUUGGUGUCCUGAAGAUUCCAACUUUCAAGAUAGAUGGCGAAGUUGUCGUGUCUGUUCCAGAUGCACACAAGGUUGUACAGGUACUGAACGGCCAAAGUGUGCAAGUAAGAUACAACAUGGAUAAAUUAGGGAUAGUCAAAAGAAAGUAUUCCUAUUCGCAGGUGUAUCAAUUGCGCGCUAUAAGUGACUUAAAGCGGCCCAGUAUGUGCACGUUUAUUACAAAGGCAGACGCGGAUAAACUACUUGCUCACUACCUGACAGCCGAAAACGUGUCGAGGUUGAAUUAUAUUCAUUGGUUACCGCCUGUACAACUAGAGGAGCUUAAUGGUACUCGCUCUGAUGGCGUUUCAACCGUCCAGGAUGUUGGUAAUACUGGCAGAAGACUUCCAGUAAUGAUCAAUUCAACAGAGACAGUAGUCUCGGAUGGUCAAAGUGCGGAGUCAAAUCUUGAACAGAAAUCUUUUAACUACAAACGGACAAGUGAUGUUUCCAAAGAUAUGGAAACUUUCCUGAAAGAACAAAGGGCUAGCCAGUUUUCCGCUUUACCGUUGACGUCUAAGAACAAUGAAUCAACUUUUACGCCAAGCUCUGUUGCUCAGAAUAACAAGACUGCUGUGCAUCUUUCUUCUGAAUAUCACCAUCAAAACUACACGAAGCAAGGAUUAGAAGUAGUAACUCUAGAUUCAAGAAUGGACGAAAACCCUUCAUCGACAAGUCCAGCCAUGCCAGAUACAUGUAUUCAAGGUACAACAAGGGACCACUCCAGUUCGGGUCCUCUUGAGACUGCCACGGAUAGCCCUAGGUAUGGUCCCUUAUUAUCAGGAGCAGACGUAAGGGAUUCUAGAAAUACAUAUGAUCAGCCUGCAGGUUCAGCUUACUCCACUUGUAACAAAACGUGCGCAAUAUCCACCGUGACCGUGACGAAGCCAUGUUCUCAGAACACAAGUGAUAUCACUGAUGACUAUAGACGCCUUGUUUCUACACACAGUAACCCGGGAGAAAAGCGGCUUCAAGAAGAAUGCAAAGAUAAGGACAGUUCAGGCCUGGAAAUAAAACGAUUGAAAGCUGAGAAAGAUGACAUCGCAGCGACUUUAGAACGAAAAGAGACCGAAAUGAAGAUUUUACAUGACGCUUACCAACAGCAAGUUGCUUGUGAACGGGAAAACCGAAUAAAAGUCGAAAAAGAAGCAGCCGAAUUGAGAGCAUCGAACGAAGAACUGAAAAAAAAUCUUCAACGGAAAGAAUCUGAAAUGAAGAUCUUACACGAUUCGUACCAGUAUCAAAUACGAAAAGAAAGACAAAGAAGAGAAGAAUUGGAAAACGAACUAACGGACCUCAGAGGAUCUGUUGCCUUCGCUAGUGGAGUAGCUGUUAGUGAUUCUCACAUUAAACAGGAAAAAUUCUAGGAAACACAUUAAGGGAAGGCCUUUUUGGUAUUCUCAACUUGAGUCGCCCUUAGUGAACAACAAAAACCAUCUUUUGGUAUUUCUAUAGCUAGAGCACAGUUGAUAACACUCGCCAGAGCAGCAAGCCCAACCAAAGUGAAUAAAAUACUUCCU